Kwoniella mangroviensis CBS 8507 is the source of this 651-nucleotide messenger RNA. RefSeq lists its product as uncharacterized. The record is from RefSeq and is a predicted model, not a curated record. The coding region runs from base 1 to 651 and encodes 216 amino acids. NCBI's taxonomy places the organism in Eukaryota, Fungi, Basidiomycota, Tremellomycetes, Tremellales, Cryptococcaceae. The transcript is spliced from 3 exons.
AUGCUCACGGUCAUUAUUACUCUCUCUGUGUGUUUGGGAAAUGUUUUUGCCCAAGAUCGAUUCAACGGCACACAGUACAGCCCUGAAAGAUUGACCUGCGCAACUGCAGAAUGGUUUGAUCAUGUCUCCCACGAUCCCGAUUCCGUCGGUGUCCUCAGACCGGAGAGUGAUGUUUGGUAUUGUCGCUACAACUGCAAUGCCGAUAGUUACAAUCUCGCUAACUGGCAAACUUCAUCUGGAUUAUGCUAUUGCUCCUUAGAGCAGGAAAUUCCAGCUAAUCAAGUUGGAAACGCAACAACUAACAUCGAUGGGUGUUGGUCAGGAACGCUAGCUAGGCUCGAUGAUCUUCAAGCAGAUUAUGAUUCGGAAUGGUGUACCAAUGAUUUACUUGGUCAAACACCGUACUUAACCUUCUCAGCUCCCACGAUCUUGGGCUGCAUAGGAGGAUGUGGUUAUCCACCGCGACCAACCGAUUUCCCUGGCACGUACAUCUACACAGCUGCAACGCCCCGAUAUGACGAUGCAAUGCAAGAAUACAACUAUCUCUGUCAGUGCUUUGACCAUAGAAUCGAGACUUACAAUGAUGCUGUUGGCUGUGGGUUCGGUAAAGUCCAUUGGUUCCAGCGGGUUCGAUACUAUGUGGAAGAGUGA